AUGGUAACUAUUUGCUUUUCGAUUACCUCAAUGGGAAAUAAUUCUCACGGAGCGGGGAUGACAAAGACAAUAGGAUACCGAGACUGGAGAUGGCAGGCGCUUUGGUGGCAUCAUUUCUUUCUCUUGUGGAGUACAAUAGACGGGCAGACACGUUACAGCAUCCCAGAGGAACUAAAACAGGGCUCUGUGGUCGGAAAUCUAGCCAAAGAUCUGGGUUUGGGACUAUCUGAGAUUUUUGACCGUAAACUGCGAGUCGCCUCUGAGGCUGGUAAGCAGUAUUUCAGCGUGGAUGCGGGGAAGGGCGAGCUGGUGGUGAAUGACAGAAUAGACAGAGAGGCUCUAUGCGGACAAAGCGCCAGCUGUGUGUUGACUCUGCAAGUGGUCAUUGAUAAACCGUUACAAUUAUACCGGGUUGAGGUGGAAAUACAAGAUAUCAAUGAUAACUCUCCAGUAUUCCCUUCACAAGAUAUUACAUUAGAAAUAUCCGAGUCGACAGCAGCAGGGGCACGUUUUCCAGUCGAGAGUGCACAGGAUCUUGAUGUUGGAGUGAAUUCCGUGAGGUCGUAUACAAUAAGUAAAGAUGACUUUUUUAGUUUAAAGAUUAAAGAUGUGUCAGGUGGGAGGAAAGUCCCAGAACUAGUCCUGUCUAAAGCUCUCGACAGGGAGAGAAAAGCUAGACAUCAUCUACAACUAACAGCUCUGGAUGGGGGAAGCCCAGCGAAAUCUGGGACCUCACAAAUAAUUAUAAAUGUUCUUGAUAUUAAUGAUCAUUUUCCCGUGUUUGAGAAAAAUGUUUACAAAGUCUCCAUCAGCGAAAAUAGCGUACACGGUGCAUCGAUCCUAAAACUUACAGCAAACGAUACUGAUGAAGGUCCGAAUGGAGAAGUGGAGUAUUCAUUUGGAACCCACACACCGGAUAUUGUUCUAUCUGUUUUUGAUAUUGAUUCAUUAACCGGGGAAAUACGUCUGAUAGGGACGUUAGAUUUCGAAACAAUUGCAAAUUAUGAAAUAGACAUUUGCGCACGAGACAAAGGAACUCCGAGAAUGGAGGGACAUUGCACUGUCCACAUCGAGGUGCUAGAUGUGAAUGAUAAUGCUCCGAAUAUAUUUCUGACCUCCCAACCAAACUCUGUGCCUGAGGACGCACCAAGUGGGACUGUAGUAGCUUUAAUCAGUGCACGAGACCUUGACUCCGCUGAUAACGGUAAAGUGAAAUUACAGCUUCCCAAGAGAUCUCCUUUUAAUCUGAAACCAUCGUUUUCUGAUAAUUACGCACUGGUUACCGGCGGUGCUUUAGACAGAGAGCGUUUCUCUGAGUAUAAUAUUGAGAUAACAGCCACCGAUUCAGGCUCUCCUCCUCUGUCGACGAAAAAGACUAUAAAUGUCAGCAUCACUGAUGUGAAUGACAACCCUCCUGUGUUCACUCAGUCCUCCUAUAAUGUCUAUUUAAAAGAGAAUGGGGUUCCAGGUUCCAUACUGUACUCAGUAUCAGCAUCUGACCUGGAUUUUGGUGAAAACGCCAAAAUCUCUUACUCUAUACUGGACUCUAAAGUGCAGGACGUUUCCGUCUCGUCUUAUGUUUACAUUAACUCAGAUAACGGCAGCAUCUACAGCAUGCACUCGUUUGACUAUGAGAAACUGAAGGUGUUUGAGAUUCAGGUUCAGGCAAAGGACCAGGGCUCUCCGUCUCUCAGCAGCAACGCCACUGUCCAUGUUUUUAUCCUGGACCAGAACGACAACGCCCCCGCUGUAAUUUACCCGUCCUCCGCCGCCCUGGGCUCCCUCUCUCAUCAGAGGAUGCCCCGCUCCGCUAAAGCGGGUCACCUGGUUACCAAGGUGACGGCCGUGGACGCCGACUCGGGCCACAACGCCUGGAUCUCGUACAAAGUGGCGGAGGCCACAGACGCCUCUCUGUUCACUGUCAAUCUGUACACAGGGGAGGUGAGGACUAAACGCGCUGUGUCCGAGCAGGACGACUCCUCUCAGAGGCUGCUUAUAGAGGUAAGGGACGACGGGGAACCGGUCCAGUCCGCCACCGUCACGGUGUCCAUCCUGCUGGAGGACGGCCUCCAUGAGCCCAUCUUAGACCUGCGACACAAAGCGUCCGAACCCAGCAAGAAAACUGGGAGAAUGACUCUUUAUUUGAUUCUGUCUCUGGCCUCGGUGUCCGUGCUGUCUCUGGUGACUUUUCUCAUCUUAGCGGUGAAAUGCAUGAGGAGCAGCAGAAGCAGCGGUAGUUGCUGCAUGAGACGGAGCGACUGUGAUGAUUACAAGAACCCCAACAGAAACCUGCAGAUUCAGCUCAACACCGACGGCCCUAUAAAGUACGUGGAGGUCCUGGGAGGAGACAUGUUGUCUCAGAGUCAGUCGUUCAGGUCGUGUAUGUCUCCCAUGUCAGAGUACAGUGAUUUCACUUUGAUCAAACCCAGCAGCACCACUGACUUUAAGGAGGUGAUCAGUGUCCUGGAUGCGUCUUUGCCGGACAGCACCUGGACCUUUGAGAGCCAGCAGGUGAGCUGA
Chelmon rostratus (copperband butterflyfish) is the source of this 2520-nucleotide messenger RNA. RefSeq names its product protocadherin gamma-C5-like. NCBI's taxonomy places the organism in Eukaryota, Metazoa, Chordata, Actinopteri, Chaetodontiformes, Chaetodontidae. The record is from RefSeq and is a predicted model, not a curated record. The transcript has a single exon. Gene Ontology annotation, cellular component: plasma membrane. Bases 1 to 2520 code for a protein of 839 amino acids. Gene Ontology annotation, molecular function: calcium ion binding. Gene Ontology annotation, biological process: homophilic cell-cell adhesion.